Messenger RNA from Emiliania huxleyi CCMP1516, 1371 nucleotides. RefSeq lists its product as hypothetical. The record is from RefSeq and is a predicted model, not a curated record. Lineage: Eukaryota; Haptophyta; Isochrysidales; Noelaerhabdaceae. The transcript has 2 exons. Bases 1 to 1371 code for a protein of 456 amino acids.
AUGCCCGCCUCCCCGGCCGACUCCUCCUCCCUCGAGCUGCCCAGUCCAUCCCUCGCCGUCGCCACCUUGUGGCAGCCAAGCCACAGAUUCGACUGCUCGCUCCUGCUCUGGUGCUCAAGUGCCGUGCGAGUGGGAGCGCUGCUCUCGAGGACACAGCACAAGCCGGUCAUCAUCGUCGCGAGCGGCAACCGCACCACCGCAUCGGGAUCGAGGUCCGGCGCGAUAUCUGCGACGCACGAGGACUGCGACGCCGACUACGUCCUUCCCAACGACGAGACGAGCGGCGCGGUGGCCGAGUACAUCGCUGCCAAUCGCGACAAGAUCCAACGCACCGAGUGGGUGCUCCGGCAGACGCUGCUCAAGCUGCACGUCUUUGCGCUCACGCACGCCGAGCUCAUCCUCUUCACCGACCUCGACGUCGAUCCGUACGGUGACGCGGGCCGGCCGUGGGUCGCGGCGGCCAAGAUCCUGCAGCACUGGAGGCCCGCCGCCGCUCGCUUCCUGCAGAGCCGCUUCGCGGUCGUCGGGACGUUCGACCACGAGGCGCCUCUCAACACCGGCCUCCUCCUAGUCAAGCCCAACCGAGACUUGCACGCCGACGCGAUGCGACGGCUGCGACGGCAGCGGCCUCUUGCGGACGGGGUGGCGUUACGCUUCGACCGGCUGCGCGGCUUCGACAGCGUCGGAACGCCGCGCGAGGCCUGCCGCCGGCCUCGGCUGCUGGAGGCGCUCGCCGAGGGCGCAGGCGUCGGGCUGGGCGCGGUCGGCAAGCUGCUCGACCAGACGGCGCUGUCCAGGCGGCAGGCGUGGGACUACGUGGGAGGAACCAUCGAUCAGGGCGUCUUCUGGCGCGUCGUUCCCUUCCCUUCGGCCAUUCGGGACCGGCGCACUAAGCUUGAGGCGCCUCCUCCCAGGCACCUCUUCUACCUCGGCGAGGAGCAGCUCGGCACUUGGGCGGGCGGCGCGCCGUGGCGGCUCGAGCACUGGUGGGGGUCGCCCAAGCCGUGGGCUCCAGCGGAGGAGCAGGCCCGCGACAAGCGUGCAUGCAUGAACAGAUACCUGUGGAGGCUCGAGGCCCUCCCCGAGGCGGCGCUGCGACGCAGCCGGUGCGGCGCGAGGCUGCUGGCGCACCGCGAGAGGCUGAUCAACGCGAGCGAGUACCGGAGCGAGAAGCACCGCAGCACCGGCCUCUACCUCGGCACGCACAUGACGCCCUUCCCGCUGCCGGCGCUGAGCUCCUCCUCCCCUGACUCGAACCUCUCCGCCGCGGGAAGGGCUAAUAAGAUCAAAAUCUCCCUCUCUCUCCGUCGCGCGCGGAGCCUCCCGCGCGUCGCUGCGGCGGCGUGGCAAGAUUCUGAACUAGGGAAGUAG